Ochlerotatus camptorhynchus is the source of this 2031-nucleotide messenger RNA. RefSeq names its product RNA-binding protein 28. Bases 94 to 1992 code for a protein of 632 amino acids. Gene Ontology annotation, cellular component: nucleolus. The transcript has a single exon. The record is from RefSeq and is a predicted model, not a curated record. Gene Ontology annotation, molecular function: mRNA binding. NCBI's taxonomy places the organism in Eukaryota, Metazoa, Arthropoda, Insecta, Diptera, Culicidae.
AACGUGUUUCGGUUCAGUGCCGCAUGCGUUUUGGACAAAAUUCAAGUUUAGUUACAAAUCUUUGUAGAAUUCAAUACUGUAAGUUAUUUAAAAAUGAGCUCACCAGACGGUUCAGCCGACGAAGAUACAAAAACAACGAUUGAUGUAAAGCAUGGCUUCCAAAACGAUGGUGACGAGGGGAAAGGAUUCAGCAAAAAUGCAGUCCGCAAACGUAGCCGUGAUUUUAUACAUCACCAAUGUCGCAUUAUCAUUCGUAACGUUCCGUACAAAAUUACCGACAAAAUACUGCGGUCGGAGUUUGAACGGUUUGGCACUCUGGAGGAUGUGAAUAUUUUGAAGCGUCCCGACGGGCGUCUCGUUGGAUGUGCGUUUCUGCAAUACUCAAAACGAGAGGAAUCGAACCAAGCAGUCCAGGAAAUGGAUGGAAACAUCUUCAUGGGAAGGAAGCUGCAGGUUUGUUACGCACAACACAAGGGUACAUAUCAGAAAAUGAAGGCAGAGCCCACAUUGAAAAGUGAGGAAGUCAAGCAGGAAUACAAAGAUGACGACGUCCAGGAAACGGAAAUCAAGGAAGAAAGCGACGAAGAAAAUAGCGGAGAUGAAGAUAAAACCGAUGAGGAUGAUGACGAUGAGGAGGAAGACGAACCUGAGGAUGUAAAAGACGUUAAGCCUAUAGACCUUCCUAGACAGAAAAACCACACCGAAAUUGAAGAAGGUAGAACUAUUUUUGUUAAGAAUGUCCCCUACGAUGCUGACGAAUCUGAUCUAAAAGAUGUCAUGGAUCAGUUCGGCAUUGUUGAAAAGGUCCUAAUCAACAAGGAACGUAUCUCAGGACAUUCGAGAGGAACCGCUUUUGUUAUCUUCAAGCGAAAGGAAUCAGCUGAAAUGUGCAAAAAGCAGAGCCUGAAGAUUCAGGUGAAUAAUCAAUUCAUCGAGAUUUUGGAAGCUUUGAAGAAAAAACAGAUUCGCGAAAAGGAGAACCUAAAGACAGAUAAUCCGGGGAAAGAUUCGAGAAAUCUGUACUUGUUCAAAGAAGGUCUGAUAAUGGCGGGUUCCCCUGCAGCUAAGGAAGUUUCCAAACCAGAUAUGGCCCAACGGCUUCGGCUGGAGCAGCGCUGUGCACAGAUGCUUAAGAAUCUGAACCGAUUUGUAUCACGGGAGCGCCUUACAGUUCACAAUUUGCCAGAAAGCUACACCAACAAUGAACUCCGUAAGAUGGUUCAGCAGCACACAGGCCAUAAUCCGCAUGAAUGCCGUGUCAUGCGUGAAAAUUGUCCGUCGUUUGGGAAUCCAUCAGGACAGUCAAGAGGAUACGGUUUCCUGUCCUUCAAAAAGCAUGAAAUUGCCUUGGAAGUCCUCAGGAAACUGAACAAUAACCCAACAGUUUUCGGGAAAAAUCGAAGACCCAUCGUCGGCUUUAGCAUUGAAGACCGAAAGGUACACAACAUCAAAGAGCAACGGCUACUGAAAUCCCGUCUCAAUAAUCCAACAUACCAAGAAAAACUCGAGAAAAUUCGUGCAAAGAAAAAGGAAAAAUACCUUCACAAAAAGGAGCAACAAAUGGCGGCUAAGGAGCAGCUGGCGAUUGUACCAAACACUCAAUUUUCUGCUAAACAUACUAAGAAAACAGACGCCAAGCCUGCGAAAAAGGAACGUAGGCGUAAUCUGAUUGUGAACACUGAGGAAUUCAGCGGAGAGGUUUCCCGCCAGGGCAAGGUUGGUAUUCGAUCGAACAGGAAGAUCAACACGCAGGCAGAAGCACACAUGACACGACUGAAGGCCGAAAAGAAGGAAGCACGAAAGAAGCGGGUCAAACAGGAGCACGAACGAAAUCGAAACCUGAAGGCUGCGAGACGUGUAAAGCCGAAGGAAACCAAUUUCGCUGAACUGAACAAGGAGGACCAAUAUUUCCGGCAAACGGUGGGCAAGUACAAGGAAAUCAUCAGUCAAGCGACGAAUAAGAGUGGGCGUAAUAAGUGGUAUAAUGAAUAAGGUGUUACUAAUAAAGUGAAAAGCUGUAUUUUGAAGUGU